This is a messenger RNA of Alexandromys fortis (reed vole), 4060 nucleotides long. It is a transcript of the gene Anks1b, whose product is annotated as ankyrin repeat and sterile alpha motif domain containing 1B. Bases 1 to 3861 code for a protein of 1286 amino acids. The record is from RefSeq and is a predicted model, not a curated record. The transcript has 27 exons. NCBI's taxonomy places the organism in Eukaryota, Metazoa, Chordata, Mammalia, Rodentia, Cricetidae. Gene Ontology annotation, molecular function: ephrin receptor binding. Gene Ontology annotation, biological process: ephrin receptor signaling pathway. Gene Ontology annotation, cellular component: cytosol.
AUGGGGAAGGACCAGGAGCUGCUGGAAGCUGCUCGCACUGGCAAUGUGGCUCUGGUGGAGAAACUCCUAUCUGGCAGGAAAGGAGGGAUCCUGGGCGGUGGAUCCGGACCUCUGCCCCUGUCUAAUCUGCUAAGCAUCUGGCGAGGUCCCAAUGUGAACUGCACGGACAGUUCGGGUUACACCGCUUUACACCACGCAGCCUUAAAUGGACAUAAGGACAUAGUUCUCAAGCUCCUUCAGUACGAGGCAUCGACAAACGUAGCGGACAACAAAGGCUACUUCCCCAUCCACCUGGCUGCCUGGAGAGGCGACGUGGAGAUCGUGAAGAUCCUCAUCCAUCACGGACCUUCCCAUUCCAGAGUCAAUGAACAGAACAAUGAGAACGAAACCGCCCUGCACUGUGCUGCUCAAUACGGACACUCGGAAGUCGUUGCUGUUCUCCUGGAAGAGCUCACGGACCCCACGAUUAGGAACAGCAAGCUCGAGACCCCGUUGGACUUGGCGGCCCUCUACGGACGGCUGAGAGUGGUGAAGAUGAUCAUAACCGCACACCCAAACCUGAUGAGCUGUAACACCCGGAAGCACACGCCGCUUCACCUCGCCGCCCGCAAUGGUCACAAGGCGGUGGUCCAGGUGCUGCUGGAGGCAGGAAUGGAUGUGAGCUGUCAAACAGAAAAGGGGAGCGCUCUCCACGAAGCGGCUUUGUUUGGGAAGGUGGACGUGGUGCGAGUCCUGUUAGAAACAGGAAUUGAUGCCAACAUCAAGGACAGUUUAGGUAGAACUGUCUUAGACAUUCUGAAAGAGCAUCCAUCCCAGAAAUCUCUCCAGAUUGCAACGCUCUUGCAAGACUAUUUAGAAGGCGUGGAAAGGUCAGCCGUCCUGGGAGAGCAUGCUCAGGAAGACACGCCGCAAGAGACACACCUUUCGUCUCCCGCUGAGUCUCCUUCCCAAAAGAGUAAAAGUGAAACUGUCACCGGGGAACUAUCAAAACUCCUGGAUGAAAUAAAACUCUGUCAGGAGAAGGAUUAUUCCUUCGAAGAUUUGUGCCAUACGAUUUCAGACCACUACCUAGAUAAUUUGAGCAAGAUUUCAGAGGAAGAACUUGGGAAAAAUGGAAGCCAGAGUGUAAGAACUUCAUCUACAAUAAAUUUGUCACCAGGAGAAGUGGAAGAAGAGGAGGAGGAUCCAAACACUUGUGGGCCCACAGGACUUUGGGAAGCACUAACUCCUUGUAACGGAUGUAGGAACCUUGGCUUUCCCAUGCUUGCACAGGAGUCUUAUCCAAAGAAGAGGAAUCACACCAUGGAAAUCGUGCCAUCGGCCUCCCUGGACACAUUUCCUUCAGAAAACGAGAACUUUCUCUGUGAUCUCCUGGACACAGCCGUUACAAAGAAACCUUGCUCCCUAGAAAUCGCAAGGGCACCUUCUCCGAGAACUGACAAUGCCUCUGAGGUAGCAAUUACUGCUCCAGGAACUGGUCACCACAGAAGCAGCUCUACAGGCCCAACACCUGACUGCUCACCUCCAUCCCCCGACACCGCCCUGAAAAACAUCGUAAAAGUUAUCCGACCACAGCCAAAACAACGAACAUCUAUUGUGUCUUCUCUGGAUUUCCAGCGAAUGAAUCAUAACCAAGAAUAUUUUGAAAUCAGCACGUCUACAGGGUGCGCCAGCUUUCCUUCCAGUCCUCCAGUUAGUCCGCCCACCUCUUCCGUGGGAACCACAGAAGUCAAGAACGAGGGAGCUGAGCACACAGAUGACCUCUCUCAACGGGAAGACGAUCCGCCAAAAGAAUAUGAUGCCGGGCAGUUCGCAGGCCUUCUCCACGGAUCCUCUCCAGCCUGUGAGUCCCCUGAAAACCCUUUCCAUCUGUAUGGGAAAAGAAAUCCGUGUGAAGAUGGACAAGAUGAAGCCAGUUUGGCAAGCAGCCCUCUGCCUUUCAAACCAACUGCAGUAGAAAAUAAGUCAGAGACAGUGGUAAAGAAGAUUAAACCCAAAGUGGUCAGUAGAACAAUUUUCCACAAAAGAAGCCACCAACUCGAGAACCAUACCAUCGUUGGAACAAGAACGUCUCGGAGCGGAUCCCGCAGUGGUGACCAGUGGGGUGCAAGUACAGGGGGCUUUGUGGAGAGAGCGUGUACUCUGGGGAGAAUACGGUCGCUGCCUAAAGCCCUGAUCGACAUGCACUUAUCCAAAAAUGUCUCUAAGUCCGACUCUGAUCUUAUCGCCUACCCUUCCAAGAACAAAGCGAGGGUUAACUGGAGCGAGUCGUCCACGGCUGAACGCAGUUCUAAAGAUAAUUCCGAAAGGACGCCUUCGUUCACGUCCGAAUGGGAAGAAAUUGACAAAAUAAUGAAUUCUAUUGAUGUUGGAAUCACAACAGUCAACAGUGAACUUGAAGAGAUGAAUGGUGAGAAUAUAAGACCCAGAUGCCCCGUCCAAACAGUGGGACAAUGGUUGGAAAGCAUUGGGCUACCUCAGUACGAGAACCACCUGAUGGCUAAUGGAUUUGACAAUGUACAGUUUAUGGGAAGCAAUGUUAUGGAAGAUCAGGAUUUGUUGGAAAUUGGUAUCCUUAAUUCUGGACACAGACAGAGAAUCCUACAGGCGAUCCAGCUCCUUCCAAAGAUGAGACCCAUUGGUCAUGAUGGCUACCAUCCCACCUCUGUCGCUGAGUGGCUGGAUUCCAUCGAGCUGGGGGACUACACCAAAGCCUUUCUCAUCAAUGGAUACACGUCGAUGGACCUGUUGAAAAAAAUCUGGGAGGUUGAACUCAUCAAUGUUUUAAAGAUCAGUUUGAUUGGCCACAGGAAACGCAUUUUGGCAUCUCUGGGAGACAGACUGCAUGAGGAGCCUCCACAGAAGCCCCCUCGCUCCAUCACGCUCAGGGAAGCCAGUGGUAACCACACUCCUCCUCAGUUGUCUCCAUCACUUAGCCAAAGCACUUACACUACUGGUGGCUCCCUAGACGUCCCUCACAUUAUCAUGCAGGGCGAUGCAAGGCGGAGAAGAAACGAAAACUACUUCGAUGAUAUCCCCCGGUCAAAGCUGGAGAGGCAGAUGGCUCAGCAGUCGUCUGUCUGUGAAAUAUGGACGAAUCAGAACGCUGGAUUUCCUUUCUCAGCGAUCCAUCAGGUCCAUAAUACAGGGGACUGGGGAGAACCUUCCAUCACCUUGCGACCUCCAAAUGAAGCCACAGCCUCAACUCCGGUCCAGUACUGGCAGCAUCAUCCAGAAAAGCUCAUCUUCCAGUCAUGUGACUACAAAGCUUUUUAUUUAGGUUCUAUGCUGAUAAAAGAGCUUAGGGGGACAGAGUCAACCCAAGAUGCCUGCGCAAAGAUGCGGGCCAACUGUCAGAAGUCUACAGAGCAAAUGAAGAAAGUCCCCACUAUUAUUCUUUCAGUCUCAUAUAAAGGAGUCAAAUUUAUUGAUGCAACAAAUAAGAACAUAAUUGCUGAGCAUGAAAUUCGUAAUAUCUCCUGCGCCGCCCAGGACCCAGAAGACCUCUCAACGUUCGCUUACAUCACGAAAGAUCUGAAGUCCAACCACCACUACUGUCACGUGUUUACCGCCUUCGAUGUGAAUUUAGCCUAUGAAAUCAUCCUAACCCUGGGACAGGCUUUUGAGGUCGCUUACCAGCUAGCCCUACAAGCGAGAAAGGGGGGACAUUCUUCCACGCUUCCGGAAAGCUUUGAAAACAAGCCCUCCAAACCCAUCCCCAAGCCCCGCGUUAGCAUCCGCAAGUCAGUGCAGAUGGACCCUUCUGAGCAAAAGACUCUGGCCAAUCUGCCGUGGAUUGUGGAGCCGGGGCAAGAAGCCAAGAGGGCCAUUAAUACCAAGUAUGAAACCACGAUUUUCUGAUACUCGCCGCCCCGUCCUCGCGGUGCCUUGCUCGCCAAGCAGUCCCCGCAGCAGGCUUUCCUUCGCGCCUCCGUGUCCACCCGCCCGGGAGGAAGACUGCUCAGCUCGCGUGGCCUCGUCACGGGCGGAAAGGCCGCCGGCCAUCCCUAGGGAGCUUUCUGCCAGCGAGACUUUGUCGCCCCUAGAGGCGCGGGGCUUG